Cotesia glomerata is the source of this 1434-nucleotide messenger RNA. RefSeq lists its product as uncharacterized. The record is from RefSeq and is a predicted model, not a curated record. Bases 38 to 1063 code for a protein of 341 amino acids. Lineage: Eukaryota; Metazoa; Arthropoda; Insecta; Hymenoptera; Braconidae. The transcript has 3 exons.
UCAAGGAAUAAAUGAUCACUUUGAUUGUAAUUUAACAAUGGCUAAUUUUAAUUCCGGGAAUAUUCCAACUGAGUUUCCUAUGACCAAUAUUUACCAUAAUGUCAUGGUUUAUUUCAAGAAAAACGAAUCGAAUGAAUGCAACGAUAACGAACUAGGAACAGGGACCCUUUAUGUUACUGCAGACAUGACAGUAUGGGUCAAAAAAAAUGGUGAAGGAAACGGCUCCCCAUUCUACUUGAAUGAUAUUAACGAAGAGUCAAAAAAGAACGAUGCUAUUUUUGCUAAGAGGGUACUUGACAAACUGGAUGAGGAGAAGAAAGAAAGGGAAAAGCAGUAUGAUGAAAUCAAAAAUGAGUUUAAGAGGGUAGAAGAAAAAAACGCAAAGCUUGAAAGAGAGGUGGAAAAAUUCAAAGCGGAAAUCGCAGUGAGGAGCUGUGGAAGCAGCAUUAACCGGAACGAGUUGGAGAAGAAGGUGGAAGAGAAAGAUGAAAAUAUGGAAAGUGUACUAAAUACGCUAAGAAAGGAUAUAGAAAGCAUUGAAGAUAAAAUGAAGAAAGUGUUCGAAAUAACAGGGGAGAUUGCAGUAGUAGAGAAUAGAAUUGACGAGAUCGCAAGAUGGAAAGAAGAUACAGAAAAAGAAGAAAAGAAGAAUAACUUGAUAAUUUUCGGAUGGGAUAGCAGGGGUAUUGUAAACAAAGAGCAGGUCUCAAAGUUUUUCAUGGAAGAGUUAGGGACAAGUGUCACACCUGAAAAUAUAGAUGAGGUCAAAAGUAUAGGAAGAAGUGAGAGUAAGAUGAUUUGGGUUAAAAUGAAGACAUUGAAGAAUAAAAAGGAGAUCUUCGAGAAUAGAUGGAAGCUAAAGGGAAAAAAAGUUUUUAUUGAGAAUGACAGAACGAAAAAGGAAAUAGAAGAUCAAAAAGAGCUCGCCAGAAGAGCGUACAUAGCCAGACGAGAAGGAAGAAAGGUUAGAGUGGGAUUCCAGAAAAUGUGGAUAGAUGACGAGCUGUGGUUGUGGGACGGAAAAGAGAAGCUGCUAAGAAGGACAAGAAAAGGAGGUCAGUAAGAUGCGAAAAUAGUAAUGAGAGAAGGAAGAGGGUGGAUAUAAUAUUAUGGCAUUAGCUGGUCUGUUGGGGAAAAACGAGGGAUUUUGAGAUUUUAUUUGGAAGUUUGUUGUGAUGUGACUAUCGAAAACCUGGAUAGAGUAAAAAAGUUUGAAUAACUGGAAUAAGGGAUUACAUCGAGAAUGGAAGUGGAAGCACAAAACCGGCUAAGAAGUAGAAGAGGAAAGUAAAAGUCGAGGAAGAAAUUAUUACAAGAGUAAGAAGAGAAUCGGCGAAAGAAGAAGUAAAAGAGUGAAUAGAAAAGGCCUUAUGGAGAAGAGUCAAAAUUAAAGAUAAAGUAUGAAGUAUAAUAACUAUUCAAUACGAGGAUUGA